Messenger RNA from Cephus cinctus (wheat stem sawfly), 3716 nucleotides. Its product is annotated as chromatin assembly factor 1 subunit A. Gene Ontology annotation, biological process: nucleosome assembly. Gene Ontology annotation, cellular component: nucleus; CAF-1 complex. The transcript is spliced from 11 exons. The coding region runs from base 565 to 3414 and encodes 949 amino acids. The record is from RefSeq and is a predicted model, not a curated record. NCBI's taxonomy places the organism in Eukaryota, Metazoa, Arthropoda, Insecta, Hymenoptera, Cephidae.
CUACGAUUUAGCGCCAUGAUUUUGGUAUCGUCCAAAAUCGUAGCGUUGUGCGUCUCCUUAUUCAUCUCUGCCUAAAAUCGUAGUGUUGUGCUUCUCCCUACUCAUCCCAGAUUCCAGCGGCAUUCACCAAUGAGUUUUCAUAUGAAAACUUAAGACCAGUUACUGGCACAUGUACCCCAUUGGGGAUACAGCCAUAAGGAAAGGAAGGAAGGAGGAUCUCCCUACUCAUCUGUGAUGCCUGCUUGGAUGUUCUCUCUCUACGUACCAGGACAAUAUUCUCGGAGCUUCCCCUUCUAUAACGUAUUUCCCGCGUAUUUCGUUACGAGCCGACUAUGGCUGUUCUGUAGCUUUAUAUUAAAGUUUUUCAUAAAAUUGUUAAUAGUAAAUCUGAUAACUAUUUAUUUUUAUUACCUUACUGGAAUAUUUUUGCCUUGAAAGAUUUCGCGUUCUAUUCAAAUUCGUAUGGUUAUAGUUAUCGAGUGUUGUGGAUUCGAUAAGCCCUUUGUUGCGUUCGACUCACUACACGAGGAUUAAGUUUAUUUGACAUGCUGAAGCUUAACUAAAAUGAAAGUUAUGGAUGUUGAUAUGAAUGAUCAAGAUUGCACCAUAGAGUUGGUUACACCGUCAAAAAAAAAGUUGAAGCAAGGACGGUUGCCUUUUAAAACACUCAGUUCUGUGGAAUCAACUAAUACUGUAUCUAAUAAAAAACGAAAAUUAAAUUCUCCAUCUACAACAAGAAGUCCUAAAGUGGUUAAAAUUACCACAAAAGAAAAUUCCAAAAAAGAUGUCACAAAUGAUAUAAGGGAAAUUGAGUAUGAUGACAUUCAUAUUAUAGAGUCAAAAAGUGAAGAAAAAGAAGAUGAAGCAGUCAGUGAUAAGGACACAAAAGCAAGUUUCUCUAAAUUGGCAGAGAAGAAACAGAUAAAGCAGAGACCGCUUACCAAAUUUUUACAGAAGACUUAUAAGAAGCAAGAUAGUAAUACUGAAGAAUUAGCGAAUACUGAGAAUAAAAGUGAAAAUAAUGAGAAUACUGAAAAACCUAUGGAAAUGGAGGAUUUAGUUUCCAAGAGCAAUGAAGAGCAGUCUAAUGAAAAUGACAAAGCGAGAGUAAAUGAGUUUGAAAAAUUAGAUUUAAAAGAUAAAUCAAGUGACACACAAAAAGAAAAUGGGAUUGAUGAUAAUACCAGCAAAAAUUCUGAUACCGAUUCUGAUACACCAUCGUUAUCCUCUGAAGAUGAAGAAGAAGACGAAGAAGAAGUGAACGAAAAAUCUGAUGAUGAAUCUGAUGAAAAAGAUAAGUUAAAUGAUUCAUUAACAUCAAAGGACGCAAUGAAAUGUGCUGUUGUCAAAGUUAAGAAACUAACUCCAAGACAGAUAGAGAAACACUUGGCUAGCGUUAAACGUCGUGAAAGGAUGCAGCAUUUAAAAAUGGAAAAGGAAAAAAAGCGUUUAGAAGAACGGGAAAGCCGUAAAAGGGAGAAGCAAUUGAAGCGCAAAGAGCGAGAAGAAAAAGAGCGCGCAGAAAAGGAACAAAAGAGGAAAGAGAAGGAACAGAAGGAACUAAAGAGACAAAUAGAAAUAGAGCAAAAGCAGAAGGAGAAAGAAGCGAAGGAAGAGGAUCGUCGUAAACGGGAGGAAGCAAAAGAAGAAGAGAGAAAAAGAAAGGAAGAAGAAAGACUCGAAGCGGAGCGCAAAAAACAGAAAGCUGCUUCAAAUUUCGCCAGUUUUUUCGUAGCCAAAAAGCAAGAAAACAAAUCGGCGGAAGAGGAACAUAUAAAGAUUCAGAAUUUCAUGCCCUUUGAAAUAAAAGCUGACAUGAGAAUAGCUCCGCUUUGCAGAAGAAAUUUAAGUGAAUCAGAAAAAAGUGAGCUUGAUAAAGUGUGUGCAGGUGAAUCCGUAAGAUGUCAACUUUAUUUGGAAGAAAUAAAAAGUGGUUCCAGAGCAAUACGAACGUUCGGUAGAACGUGGCCCGCGGAAUCGAAAGACGACGUGAUCCUAAUCGAUGACGAUGAAGAGGACAACUCGAACGUAAUCGAUCAGAAAAAUUCUUCGGUUAGUUUGGGCAGAGCAAAGCUUUUGAUGUUCAGGGAGAAUCGGCGACCAGCAUAUCGGGGGACAUGGCGUAAGAAGAGCGAAAGUAUCACAGCACGACGACCAUUUGCCAAAGACACGAAAUGGUUCGAUUACGAUAUUGAUUCUGAUGAUGAAUGGGAGGAAGAGGAACCGGGAGAAUCACUCAAAGGGUCUGAUGAUGAGAAGGAUGAGGAGAACACGGAUGAUAACGAGUACGACGUGGAUAACGAAUUUAUGGUACCUCAUGGAUACCUCUCUGAUGAGGAGGCACAGCCCGACGAGGAAGAGACAGAAGAUAUGUCCCCAGAGACGCAGAAAGUGAAAUUGAAGAUUUUAGGUGAACAGUUCGAGGAAGAGAGAAAAACGAAAACUGCGAGGAUCAAGCCAAAAGUCAUUGGGUGCAUUUGGCAGGGUCCUCUUCACGAAUUCCCAGAGAGCACUAUAGAAUAUCUCAAGCAGUUCUUAUCUGAUCGGCAAGCCUGGAUUCGAGAGAUACCGAUAACUCUAUGCGCCCCUAAAGAGACUGAAAAUCAGAACGUGCAGGAUAUCGGGACGCCUUCACGAUCAGAGAAGGGUUCAUCGAAAAAGACUAGAGUACCGAAUGAGGCGAUACCUGAUCUCAUUCGAUUAGUCCAUGGAAAUACGCAUGCUCGUCGUUUCCUGGUUAAAGAAUUUAUAGCCUUUUGGAGUAAACAAGGCGAAGCCAACGAUUCCCAAUUGUCCAAAAUUAGCGUUCUGAGGAAAAUCAAUGAGAUCGGUAAAUGGAUUGCUUGUCCGGAGGAGGGUCCUAUGUAUUUGAAGAAUUGCUGGUACGUUUCUGAAGAAAUUCGAAGUAGAUACGGGAGCGAAGCUGCUAUACCGAAUCGCUGGACCUAUAUAUUUCCACCUAAGAGGAAGAGUGAGGUGGCUGUGGAUGUCGUGGAAAGAAUUGAAAAGGACGACAAAGAGAAGGAUAAGGAUAAAGAAAAAGAAAAAGAUAAGGAGAAAAAAAGAAUUCCGUUGAUAACAGCUUUUACGAAGAAGAUGACUCAAGAAGAGAUGCAAAAGCAAUUAAGUACCAAGAAGCUGACACCAGCACACAGCAAACCUCCGAAAAGAGUUCCUUUAAUAUCUGUUGGGAGAGGGGAACAAUUUCCAAAAUCGUCUAGAAUCAAUUUAUUCCCGAAGACUUCAAAAAAUCUGGAUAACUGCGAAAACAGCGAUGACGAAAUUAUGAUCAUCGAAAGUGUAGCGGACGUAAAUUGUAUCUCUGAAGGAAAUAAUGAGAAUCCUGAAUCCGAAGAAAAGGACUCCUAUAAAGACAAGCCUGAAAACGUCACGACAACAGAAUCGCCGACGUAGAACGUCGUACACGAAACGACAAGGGACAAUAUACGACUAUAAAAAAACCUGUAAAAUGGAAACAAAGAAACAGACCACCUUAAAAGAGGAGCUAACAAGAAAUGUCAUGUUCUUGAAAUUUUGGAUUACUUUUGUGCGCUCUUCAUUAUUGAUCUAUCUUUUUUAGAAACGAUAUAUAUUUACGGCAAAAUAUUUUUGCAAGAUUCUGUGCAGUCUUAUUUCAAAUGGAUUUUUAUUGUUAAAUUUAAAUAUUUGUCAUACAACUGUAUUAAUAACUUAUAAAUCUUUUUACGCAAAGUCUA